AUGUCUCUUACUGGAAAAGUUGCCAUCAUCACCGGUGGCUCCAAAGGCAUCGGGAAGGCCGCUGCGCUACGCCUGGCCCAGGAAGGGGCCAGUGUAGCCAUCGGCUAUCACAGUGAUGCCUCGGGGGCUCAUGAGGUGGUUGAGAAAGUCGGCGCUGACCGUGCCAUCGCCGUCCAACUCAAUGCGGGAAAAGUGGCCGAGAUCUCGCAAUUCGUGGACCAGACGGUUGAAAAGUUCGGAAAGAUCGAUCUGGUGAUUGCGGCAGCUGGAAAGAUGACAAUGAGCCCGGUUGAAGCCCUGACGGAAGAUGUCUUUGACUCGUUGUUCGAGUUAAAUGUCAAAGGGCCGAUGUUCCUCGUCCAGAAAGCCGUGCCUCACAUGGCUCCUGGAUCCCAUGUCGUCCUCUUCUCUACAACUCUGUGCGCGGCCUCGAUGGUGGCUCCCCCUUAUGUCAGCUAUGUUGCUAGCAAGGGAGCUAUCGAGCAAAUGACCCGAGUGCUCUCCAAGGACCUAGGAAGAAAAGGCAUUGCCGUGAACUGUAUUGCGCCCGGCCCUACAGCAACCGAGCUGUUCAAUCGAGUGCAGACGGAACAGACCCUCGCCUUCCUGCGAAGUGCCAAUCCCAAUGGGAGGAUUGGAGAGCCGGAGGAUAUUGCGGGCAGUAUCGUGUUUCUGUGUAGCAGCGAUAGUCGCUGGGUGAUGGGACAGACCCUCCGCGUCAAUGGAGGAAUGGCUUGA
Messenger RNA from Aspergillus terreus NIH2624, 738 nucleotides. RefSeq lists its product as uncharacterized. The transcript has 2 exons. Lineage: Eukaryota; Fungi; Ascomycota; Eurotiomycetes; Eurotiales; Aspergillaceae. The coding region runs from base 1 to 738 and encodes 245 amino acids. Gene Ontology annotation, molecular function: oxidoreductase activity. The record is from RefSeq and is a predicted model, not a curated record.